CGCAUAACUUACAGUUAUCUCUCGGAUUUGUCAGCACUGUAUCUUGGAACAGCUCUGAUAUCUACAAAAUGGCUUUCAUUUCCAUGAUAUUUUUAUUUGUAGAUUGUAGUUGUGAUUUACUUGUAGGGUAGAAUUCUGCACAAUUGUCCCAUUGGUGGUUUUAAUAUCCAAAAAGAAAAUAAUUGGCUCUAGCAAUGCUGUCUUUAAUAUCAACUAAUCUAUUCAAACCAGUUGCAAUUUCUGAAAAUAUUGAAUUAUCUCACCGUUUAGUUCACGCUCCAUUAACAAGGUAUAGAGCUUCAAAAAAGCAUGUCCCAACAGAUUUAAUGCUUCAGUACUAUGACGAUAGAUCAAAGACCCCAGGUUCUUUGGUUAUCAUGGAAGCGACCUUUAUCUCUCCAAAGGCUGGAGGCUACGAUAACGUUCCAGGCAUUUGGUCUAAAAAUCAAAUUGACGCUUGGAAAUUGAUCACUAACAAAGUUCACCAAAACGGUUCGUUUGCUUCUCUACAAUUAUGGGCACUUGGUAGACAAGCAAAACCCGAUGUUUUAGCAAAUGAAAACCAAAAGUUUGUUUCUUCAUCAAGUGAUAUCUAUAUCAAUGACCUCGAUAGAGAAUUAGCUGAAAAGCUCGACAAUCCGUUAACAGGUUUAACUCUUUCAGAAAUUGAUCAAUGGAUACAAGACUAUGCUCAAGCCGCUCAAAAUGCUAUCGAUGCUGGUUUCGAUGUCGUUGAAAUCCAUGCUGCUCAUGGUUACUUAAUUGAUCAAUUUGUUCAAAAGACUGCAAACCAAAGAACCGAUGAAUAUGGCGGUUCAAUUGAAAAUAGAUCAAAGUUUUUAUUGAAUAUAGUCGAUGCUAUCAUUGAUAAAAUUAGCGAUGCAAAAAAAGUUGCAAUUAGAUUAUCUCCAUGGGCUCAACAUGGUGGUAUGAAAGGAACAUUUUCAGACCUUCAUCCAAUUGCAACUUUCGGCUAUGUUAUUUCAGAAUUACAAAAGAGAGCUGAUAAUGGUAACCAACUCGCUUAUAUCUCAAUUGUCGAACCAAGAGCCAGUGGUAAUCAAACUGUUUCAGAUGAAAUCGCCUCUUUGGGCGAUAACCAAUGGAUUUAUCAUAUUUGGAAAGGAAUUAUCAUUAGAGCUGGAACUUAUACCAGUGACUCCCCAAAAUAUUCAAACAUUAUAAAAGAUGUUCAAAACAAUAAUAGAACCUUAAUUGCUAUUGGGAGACAUUUUGUUUCAAAUCCAGAUUUAGUUCAAAGAUUAAAAAAUGGUUGGCCUUUAACUGAUUAUGAUAGAUCCACUUUUUACAUUAUUGAAUCGAAUUUUGGAUAUAACGAUUGGCCAAUAUAUGGUGAUACCCCCACGCAUAGAGAUAAUCAGUUCUCCAAUAAAACAGCUGUUCCUUUAGCAUAGAUUUUGGAUUUUAUAGAUAUUUAAAUAAAUUUGUGUUUUCAUGUUUUUACACCAUUUCUACUUUC
Ascoidea rubescens DSM 1968 is the source of this 1480-nucleotide messenger RNA. RefSeq names its product alkene reductase. The transcript has a single exon. Bases 195 to 1415 code for a protein of 406 amino acids. The record is from RefSeq and is a predicted model, not a curated record. NCBI's taxonomy places the organism in Eukaryota, Fungi, Ascomycota, Saccharomycetes, Ascoideales, Ascoideaceae. Gene Ontology annotation, molecular function: FMN binding; NADPH dehydrogenase activity.